Molecule: messenger RNA, 4370 nt
Organism: Schistosoma mattheei
Lineage: Eukaryota; Metazoa; Platyhelminthes; Trematoda; Strigeidida; Schistosomatidae
Source: the annotation of a GenBank genome assembly
AAUGUUAUUGUGUGCCAGGCGCGUCCUUCAAGAAUUUGCGGUGUUUGUCUGGUCAACCUACUUCUCUACCUAACAUGUCACCUUCAUAAGCUUCAUCACUUCAUAAUCGAAACAAAUCACAUCUGUUCAGAAUUCUUACCUAGAUAGUAUUUCAAUCCGCUGAUGUAAAAAGCCACUUUUUGUGCAAUGGAUCCUGGAGCAAAUGAUUAUCCAAGUGGAAACGUGAAUACAAAUGUACGGAAUAAUUCUUUCCGUAUUUCUCCUGGAAACCCAUUAGAUAAUUCAAUGAAUAUUAGUGGGCCUUCAUCUGUUGGUUACGCAAAUAACGCUGGUCACGACAAAGAGGGUUUUCUAUGCCUAAAUCGUACUCAAACGGAUUUCGUCCAAAAUCAUCAGUACAUCCAGAGUGUCCAUAAUGAUAGCAGUAACAAUAGUCAUUAUUGCGGCAACUUCAGUGAGUUCUCCCAGAGUGGUUCUCGGAAACACCCUUUGUCUGGUGUCGUCCGAACCAGAAGACGAAAAGCUGGGAUAAGUGAGGAAGAACGUGUUUGUAUUGUAUGUAGUGAACCAGCAUCUGGCUAUAAUUUUGAUCGUUUGACUUGCGAAAGUUGCAAGGCGUUUUUUCGCAGAAACGCACUCAAGCCUAGGGAUAAAAUAAAAGCUUGUAAUCGGGGUGGGGGGUGUGCUAUUGAAGGCAAUCAACGUAAACACUGCCCUUCGUGCAGGCUUGAAAAAUGUUUGGCUGUUGGGAUGAAAAGAGAGUUGAUACUACCACCUGAAAAACUUGAACAACGAGCUAAACCUCGACGCCGCAAGCACCAUUCUCCUCAGGAUAGCAGUUCCUCACCUCAGAAUUUGUUAACUGGACCUUCUUCAGUUGGCAGUAGUAACACAAAUGCUUAUCCUCCCUAUUUACCAUCUCCUUUAACUACAUCAUCUCACCCACAACAUGGAUCUAGUCAAACAUCUUACAAUUCUUCAUUCAUUUCUGGAGCUAGCAGACCACUACAUCUGAUAAAUUCUGUCAAAUUUUCUAGUUAUGUGAAUUCAAGUCAUUGCAGUGACUUAUCAUUAACUACGGAUACAUUUAAUUCCUCUGGAACUUUAGAAACCAAAGAAUGUAACUUCCCAAAUAGUUCAAUAAAAAUCCCUGUAAUUGGAAAAUCCGAUGAAUUAUUUAUGCCACCUGUAAAUCAAGAUCAAAAUCUGAAUGAGAAAUUUUUAUCUCUUGAAUCAUCUCAACAGUCAGACAGUUGUUGUAAAGCACGUCAUAGGCUGUGUCUCACACAGUGUCGCAAGUCUAGUGGUCGCACUUUUUGUCAACACCGCAGUUGUCGACUUCGUUCUCGGAAACGUCGACUACGACGACAACGUACUUUGUCUGGGUCUAAAUGUUUUCGUUCUCCUCUUAUGCAUAUAACUUCACCGGAUCCUCACCUAUUAAGUUGUUUGCAAGGUUGUGUUCAUCGUAUCCGAGAACCAUUUACCCCGGAUGAACAACUCGAAACUGGUAUUGCUGUCACAUUGGAACAAGAGUAUAAUCGAAUGGAUGCAUGCAUUCGGAGGAUAAUACGGGUUGUUAAACAUUUGCCUUAUUUUAGUGAAGUUGGUAAACCUGCUCAGCUAAGUUUGUUAAGAUUAUCAAUGACCUUAAUCAGAUCAAAAGAGCAGGUCACUAUAAUUCACCGUUCGAUAAAAUUGUAUCGAUUUUGUCUAUUUGUCAACUGCCAAAUUACAUUAAUUGUAGGUAGAUUAUAUUUCUUAUUACAAUUAGUUUAGAAUUGGUUCAUAGUUAAUUGAUUGGUAAUUAUUUUAUAUUUCAAUUGUAAAAGUCCUGUAUAUUAGUUAACAGUAGUGAUGAAUGACUGAUUGAAAAUGAGUAUUUCUACAAUUUUCUCUUCUCAAUCAUUCCAAAUAUCACGGUUAUAAUAAAUUUACAGUCCGUCUCAUGCUAACAGCUUUAAAAUUAACGUCAACAUGUCAUGUUUUUUACAAUACAUAGAUAUAGUAAUUAUAUCACUCACUAGAAAGUAUUCAACUCUAAAUGAAGGCGUCUUCAUGCUCAAAUAUUAAUUACGAUUUUAUUGAUAGUGAGCACAGUCCUGUUUCUGUAAUUCUAUUGCUGGGCUUCAAGUUAUCUUUCCCUAUAUAUUCAGCAGUCUUUUGAAUAUGUAUAAUGAGGCUGAUAGCAUAUGACUAAGUAAUAGAUACAACUCCCACAUAUAUUUUAGAGGAAAGAUUAUAUUUUGUACACCAUAGAAUAAAUUCUCUAUUCGAAAGUAGUUCAAGUUCUAGUAGCCUUUCAGUAUGGUUUGCCAGACCCACUUUUUGGUAGUUUAUUUGAUCUUAUAUGGGCUCUCACAGUACUAGAGGUGAUAAAUAUCUCUACACAAACUUGGUAUUUACGGUAAAUGUUGCCCUACUCGAAUAACCGACUAUAGGCCUUCAGUUUGUGCAGUUUUUUUUAACUUCAUCUUCAGUAAAGUCUAUAUACUUCUCUUUGAUUUGAUUACAGUGAGCCAAAGAGUUCUUCGGAAUGUCACAAUUCUAUAUUAACAUUUUCAUUGUGGUACCAAUGUAUGUACAGAGUAUUAUAACUUGACAUUUUAUUUAGUAUAGCUAUUUCCGAAUGAUUUAUUUUAUAUAUAAUUAAGUGAUUAUUGUCGUAUUUUGUUAUCUUUAUAUAGACAAACAUUUACGGAUUGAUUGUACUAUAUUCGUCUUUUUUCUUCGAACGUGAUAUUCGAAAAUUAAGAUAUCCUGUAUUACAAACUGAUGGUCAGUUAACCACCGUAACAGUUUCAAUGCUGGAUGAAGUAGCCACUCCUAGCACCUCUCUGAAUGAUCCAGACAAUAUGAUCUCUGGAUCAUGUUCUAAAUUGCUUCAAAGUAAUAGUUUCCGAUCAUUUUCACGUUGUCGUUCUAACCAAGCAAACUAUGCUAUGGGUUACGUGAAGAAUUUGAAUUGUAUAAAUCGAAUACCGUCGCUGCUUUUGAUCAUUUAGAUGAGUUAGUUGGUUCAGAUGAUAUUCUUCGAAUGUCUGUUUUAGCCAUCAAACUAUUCUCUGAUAAUUCUCUUUCUGAAGAUCUACGUCCUCCUGUGUUUGCCGCUAGACAGGCCUAUACUUUAUUUCUUUGGAAUUAUAUUCGUUGGCAGGCAGGCUCUAAACGUGUGCGGUCUGCCACCGAACUUUACGCCCGUAUCUUAAUAGCUUUUAUUGAUUUACGAACCCUGGAAAUUCGUAUGACAGAAUUCGCUAAACUACUCAGUUUAGAUGGCCUCAGUCCAUUAAUGCGUGAGGUUUGUAGUCAACGAAGCAAUUUAGGAUCAACUUCCGCAUAAAACUUUAUAAGCAAUCAAAUAUUCGUUAAUAGUAACAACGAUGUGUUAUCCGAAAUAAACAGUUUAUCUACAACCUUCCUUUUAUAAACUUAUUCUGUAUAGUAUGAACAACAACAUUUUGUUUCGUUUUGAUUUAUUAUUUGUGUUGGGAAAAAGACAAAAAUAAUUAAAAUUUGCAUAUUAUAUUAUUAUUGUAUUCAUAGAAAGUGAAUAGUUGUACACCAUUACUAACACAAUAUCUGUUAUUACUGUUUACUUAACUUUUAAUACUGCAACUAUGACUACUACUUCAACUACUUAUUGGUCCGUCUUUCGUCUAAUAAUAUAAGAAAUGAAUUAAUCUCCUUUCUUUGAGUUCAGACUGUGUAGAAAUGAAAUCUAUUUGGUAACUGUGAUUGUGCACUAAUUUGUAGGUCUUUUGUAUAAAUGUGUGUCCACUGGGCACUGGUAUUUAUACAUUCAUCAUUGUGAUUGCAAAAAUAAUUAACAAUUCUAUUUCGGGAGUGUUGUUGUGUUUUGUUUCUUUUUAUUACUGGCUAAAAGAAUGAAGUAGAGAAGUAGUGUGUUCACAUUUAUUUAUUUAUAAUUUUAACAAGAUUCUGUAUUUGAUGGGUUAUGUUUUUUUGUCCUGUUUAGUAUUUUGUUUAUGUUUGCUUUUACGUGUUCCAAUUUCCUGUUUAUUCCCACUACAUCUUAUCUACAUUUCUACCCGACCAUCCACCUUCUUAAGCUUAUGCUGUACUCACUAUACUCCUUGUGUUAAUUUUAAACAGGUAAUUAAGCAUUCUGUAAACAAUAGAUGCUUUUGUUAUAACUACCUCAGUUUACAGUGAUAUUUGUAAUGGUACUAUAACUACCCAACAGUAAACGUAUAUUUAUGUAAAGUGCUAGUCAAUUAGGUUAUUUGGACAUUAUAUAAAUCUUAAUACUAAAAAUAAUUUAUUUGCUUUCAAUUUCUUUUUUUAAAGUAUAAAUAUUUAUAUAAACUAUAAAAUAUGUGUUCCCUUCAAAUAUAUAUUUCUCACCU